Molecule: messenger RNA, 555 nt
Organism: Linum trigynum
Lineage: Eukaryota; Viridiplantae; Streptophyta; Magnoliopsida; Malpighiales; Linaceae
Source: the annotation of a GenBank genome assembly
AUGGAUGACAUGGGAGCAAUUCACUUUGCGGCCCAAAAGGGUCAUUUAGAGGCUGUCCGCAGUCUGGUUCAAUCAGGAGCUUCCAUCAAAGCAUUCACGAGAAAGGGACUUACUCCACUCCACUACGCUAUCCAAGGUUCACACCUGGAGCUAGUCAAGUAUUUGAUUAAAAAAGGUGCAGACCUUAACGUGAAGACGAAGGCUGGAAGGACCCCUCUAGAUAUUGCGGAAAAAGAGGAUAUACGCUUGUUCCUUGAAGAAUCCGAACGUUCCUCAAAGACAGAGAACACAAAUCCUAAAAUGAAGGCUGGUGGCCAGUCAGAUUCCGAGCCAUUGGCUGAAAAAGAUAAACCAGACGAAUCCAAUCCCGAAGCUGCUGCUGCUGCUGCUGCUGCCAGUGAGCAAGAUGAGGAGGGGCAAGAAGAAGGGGUUAAGAGGAAAGUUGAAUCCAAGGGAGAUAAAGGGGAAGCUGCAGUGCAUCCUGUGACAAAACGCCCGCGAGUAGCACUUAACCAUCUUCACACUGCGGAUGACACUGAAGAAGAGGAGACCUAG